AUGCAGAGUUCUUCUUCAACUAGAAACAUCAACCAAUAUAGAAAGCAUUCUUCGCCUAAAUCCUCAGAUUCAUCAUUUGAAUAGUCCUUUGAUGCGAAAAUUGAAAAGAGUGCUCUUCUUGCUAAGCUUGAUGAGAUGACUAAAGCUAUAGAUAUAUAUAAAGAAAUCAAAACCAAGGGAUCUUAUUGUAGCAGUGCUAAUCUCUCCAAUAAUCCUAUAGGAGUGUCAGUUUCCAGUAGAAAUGUCAGUUCUCAAUUACUCAAAAUGAAUAGCAGGACUACAACUUCAAACAACACAUCUACUUAGGCAAUCACUAAAAAGAUAACUAAUAACGCUUCAAUGAGUUGUCUAUCACCUAAAAUUCAAUAGAAAUCUGAUUCUAUUCUCGAAGCCAAUAUAACUCCCUCUCGGAAACAACAAUAAGUAGAUGUGGAAAUGCGUAAAAUAUCUCAUUUGAUAUCUGUCUCAUCUGAUGAAGAUUUGUAUAAGAAACAAACCCAAACUACUUAGCAAUUAAAAAAUCAAGAUAUUCCUAAUAGCCCUUCUUGUGGUUAAACUUAGGAUAACAACGAAAAUCUUUUUACAGUCACAACCAUCAAUAAUAGUGGUUAUGAAAACUAUAACACUCUUGGCAAUGAUAACUACAAUAACAAUGGCACUGGAAACAGCACAUUGAAUUUAUAUCUGGAUGUUAACACUUCUCCUAAUUUUAAUAAUAUGUAGAACAUCAUUGAUACUCAAAAUUCUCAGAGAAGUAUUGAUAAUUCAAGCCAUGGCAAGUAAAUAUAGAUGUAUGACUAAGACACUUAAACAAAAAACCCAGAGUUAAGGCAUUAAGGACUUCAGUGUGAUUUAGAAUUUCAUUAAUAGUCUGAGUUCAUUGAUAAGCAUAAAUAGCAACUAUAAACAUUUGAAGAGAUGCUUUCACUUCUUAAAUAACAGCUAGCACUAUAGUAAGAAAGUGAAAAUGAAUUGAGAAACUAAAUUAAUAAAAUGGUUGAAGAGAUUCAAGUAUUAAGCCAAGAAAAGUACUAAGCAAUUAGCAGGGAAUAAUAACUACUUCAGCAAACAGAAUAGCUAGUGAAAAUAGUAGAUGAUUAGACUGAGGAACUUAAAUGUAAAGAUAUUCAAAUGAAUCAGCUUUAAGAUUAUGAACUCAAAUACUUCGACCUUUAGAGGGUUUAAAGCUAACUCACACCAUAAAUUGAAGUUGAAAGAUUGCAUGACUAAUUUGAAAAUGAAAAAAAAGAGUUAAGAAAGCAAAUUGAAGAUUUCUAGGGCAAGUUGGCUUUAGAAUUUAGUAAAAAGAGAAAAGCCAAAUAGGAAUACGAAGAAUAAGUAGCUUCAAUUGAACAAGAAAACACAUAUUAUAAGGAAAAAUACUUGGAUAUGAAGGACUUAUUAGCUAAAUGUACUGAAUAGCUGAGAGAAUUUGAAGAGUUAAAUCAAAUGAGAAAUGAUGUUAUUGAGAAACUUGAGAGAGAAAAUACUAAUCUUAAGCAAAUACUUAGAGGAGGAAACUAAAGUAGCAAUCAUUCUUUGCCCACAAUAAAUUAGAAUAGUAUUAUGUAAACUCCUAGUGUCUCAUCAUUAUAACCUAGUUAAAGCAGUGAACUACCAGCACCUUAGCUUCUCUUGUCAAGUAAUCAAUAUAAAAAUAACUAGUUGAUUCAGUCAUUUGCAGCAGGUAGUUAAAUGACACCUGGAAAGGAAGACAAAAGUUUUAGCCUGAAUUUGCAAUAGGUAAAUUGUGAGAGGUCAAGACAGAUGAGCAGAGAUGUAAGUAGAAUAUCUGAGAAAAACGAUAUCAGUAGAGUGACUGAAAUAGAGCAGAUUUGCUAAGAUAAUGAUCUCAUGGAAGUAAGAAAAAGUCUAGGGGGUACACUUUACAUGAGUGAAAGGAAAGCUAGUUACUAUAAUCGUAGAAAUGGUGGGGACAGAGGUGGUGGCUUAACUUAACAGUUAACUGAGUUAUAGAGUUAGAUGAGGGCUGGUCCAGCAAGCCAAAAACUAACACCUAAAGGGCAACGCAAUUUGCCUAAAUAAAGUACAUUUUCGAAUGAUUAACAUCAAAGAAUGGAAUUUUAGGGUCAAGAAUAUAUGACUCUUGAUGCACAAGAUAAUAAUCCUUAAUACCAUACUGAUCUAGAACUAGAAUAGGCAAGAUAAUAAGAUUACUAAUAGAAAAGUUAACUAUUAUCUCCAGUUCAAUCGAUAAGUUAAUAUGAAUAAGAAUAUAAGCGGAAAAGGUUUGAACAAAAUUAUCUUUCACCUAAUGGCAGAGACACUGCAAAUAUCUAAGAUUCUCAUAAGCUUUCUUUUGGUAAUAUGAAGUCUCCUAUUCAACUAUCAUAGGAUCCCUAUUCUCAAUCAGAGGCAAAAUAUACUAAUCAAAAGUAUCAAAAGCUCAAGCAUGAUAAGGAAAACGAUGGAUGUUCAUCUGCAUUAUUGGAUUAGAGAGCACUUUAAGACAUGAGUCCUUUGCUUUCCUCUAGGUCAAACUACAGAGUCUAGCACCAGUAGUAGUUUGAAAACCAAAAUAAAAGCAAGCAAAUUGUGACUUACCAUAACAAUCAAUUUAUUAAUGGCAAUUUUGAGCCUCAUAGACAACUUUUAAACUACAGGGAUAGUGCCCCUAAAUAAUAGCAUCUAAUUUAGUACUCUUAAGCGUAAAAUUCACUAUCAUAUAGAAACAAUCAAACUAUACAGCUGCACGCAUACCCCUAAGAUAAUAGAAUCUUUAGAGUAUUAGCCAGUGACGAUGAGCUCUAGAAUAGAGACUGUUAGUCUGGUUUAUUAUAAGGUUACAGCAAUGGAAACAACAGUCACUUAACAUACUCUGAAAAUGAUACCUAGAGUUCUAAAUCAAGGAAAAAGCCUUUUGAGUACCAAACAAAUUCUAUGCUUUAACAAAAUGACAAUUCAGUCGCUAAUACAGCCAUCACUCAUAAUAAUUAUCAAAGUAGUUGUACAUUUGCUUAAAUAUAAAACGAGUCUCUAGUUUACCAAAACAAUAAUGAGACCCAGAUUUAUGGUAAUAAUGACACUUUUGUCACUCACAUAUCAGCAAAUUCAAAGCAAAAGUCUCAGUAAUCUAAAUCAAGUAUCAGAGAUGAAAUUAAAAAGCUUCAUAACAAUAUCAAUACACUCAGAUAAAAGAUGAAUAUACCCUCAAGAACAUAAAUAAAUAAUUAUAAUCAUUAAUCUGAGAAAUAACCCCAAAGGAGUAAUAGUGGCAGCAGCAGCAAAAGUACUCUCAAGGGAAGUGAUGAAUCUCCAACUCAUUCAACUAGGAGCUUCCCUUAGAGGAAUUAACAACAAAAUCUAAUUAUCCUUGAUGAAUGA
This is a messenger RNA of Stylonychia lemnae, 3345 nucleotides long. NCBI's taxonomy places the organism in Eukaryota, Ciliophora, Spirotrichea, Sporadotrichida, Oxytrichidae. The record is from the annotation of a GenBank genome assembly.